UCUAAUCACUUUGGAAUGUUUAAAAAGAAUUCCCAUUUAUAUCUAGCAAUAUUUAAUUCAAGUCUAUUAUGUUAAACUAAAUGACAUUGAAAUAAAUUGGAAUAUAGUGAAAUGUAAAGUAUCAGCAAUUAAGAUGGAGUUCGAGCGAGUCGUCGUAUUUUUUACACAUAUUUCUGGAUGGAUUAUAUGUAUGACACCGACAUUGUUGACAGUCCAUGUUGCUGGUUUAGAAGAUGUAGAACAAAGACAAGUGUACAUAAAAUCAGAAUUACCGAAUCAUCUGGUUAUAAGUAAUAAACGUACAUUUAAAGUGCUAAAACAGCCACAGGAGUGUUCGUAUAGAGACCUGAAAAAAUGUCAUAGCGACGAGAAUAUGCACAAUAUUUAUUACGAAAGAUGCUUUAGUGAUGUGUGCUCCUUAGAAAGCUAUUUUUGUUUAAAUGUCCCCUAUGGAAAUUCAAUACAUUUGUGUGGACAAACUUACCCUUGGAGUAAACGAUACAGAAAUAUAGCGGUUCUUGAUUCAGCCGUAUCCGGGCAUAUUGAUGUGUAUAAAAUUGAAUGUCCGGCUGGCUACUUCCAGGAAAACAAAAGAAACGCUUUUGCUCCAUGUGUAAAGGAUGAAUCCUUAAUUGUCGUCAGGAAUUCCACAAAUCAAAUACCAGCUUUAGGGAGAUGCAAUUCGCAGAAAAAUUACUGCAAUACCCAUGGUGUCAUCUUUUUCACAUUGGGUUCGGAUGAAGAUUCCUGUGUGGACGCAAAGUACCAUCUAAAGAUAAAAUGCAGUCCAACAGAGGAGUUGAUGCCAAACUGCAUCUGCGUUCCAAAGUGUCGAGCGGGUGAAGAAAGGGUUUGGGAAGGAACCAACAUAUGCAGAUUAAUAAGUGAAAGGUAAAUGCAUAGGUAACACAUAAUGUCUUUUAAGAAUCUUCUAAGAAUAAUAAAAUGGUGCAUUACAUGAGACGCACAAUCCGAAUUCAUU
Molecule: messenger RNA, 982 nt
Organism: Mercenaria mercenaria
Lineage: Eukaryota; Metazoa; Mollusca; Bivalvia; Venerida; Veneridae
Exons: 4
Coding region: 134-895 (253 amino acids)
Source: RefSeq, a predicted model, not a curated record